AUGGAAGAUAUCCUCGAAGUUGAAAACAAUAAUAAAAUUACUUAAGAAGUUUAUUUAAAAGCAAUUAAAGAACUUAAGGGGAUGUACCUAAAUAAAUUAAAAAAAAUUAAAAAAGCUUAACAAAUUAGAUAAAUAUCUUAAAGAGAAUUAAGUGAAUACACUAAAAAAAUAUUUAAUUAAUAUGAAUUAUUAUUAGAAUAGUAAAAAAAAUGUUAAUAAAGGGAACUAUCAGAUGUUAAUGAUUAAGAAAUCCUUUCUGUUGUAAAGACAAAAAAAGAUAACUACUUGAUUAUAACAGAAAAAGGUAUACAUUAUUAAUGUAAGUGUCAUAAAAUGAAAUUUAAAACAUAUUAAGAAUUAGGGGGACAUUAAAGAACAUUAAAAUGA
Messenger RNA from Paramecium primaurelia, 387 nucleotides. The record is from the annotation of a GenBank genome assembly. NCBI's taxonomy places the organism in Eukaryota, Ciliophora, Oligohymenophorea, Peniculida, Parameciidae.